UGUAACUAAGACAAAUAAACAUAAACAUGUUUGAGAUUAACCAACAGAAUGGAGGCUAGGGUUUUGAUAAAAAUUGAUAUUCGAGGGUUUUGAGUGUGCAAGCUUUUGUAAAGAAAAUAUGGAGGGGCUGGGUUAUGAGCGAGCGUAGAAGACGGAGCGCCACCGCGACCGCAUGAAGCGGCAGGCGGUGUGGGUUCCGAGACGCCACAAUUACAGUGGUGGUGUGAAAACGAAGGGAGAAAGAGGGGAAUUUGUUGGGCCUUGAGUGUAUGUUGUGUGUGUGUGUUUUUGCAGCUGAUGAAAUGAAUCAUCGCCACCUCCGACGGUGGCGACUUAGUGGAGGCGAGAUUAGAGAGAGACGGGUGAGGGUAGAGGUUUGUGUUGCUCGAGAGGAGAGAAAACGAGGCAGAGAAAGAGAGGAAGAGAAAAUCAUAGGAGAGUUCCAAAUAGCCUACUUAACUACAUACACUACAAGAAUUCUUCAUUUUGCCAACAGAAUUUAACAACAGAUAUCAUUCUGUUAGCCGUUACUAACAAAUUGCUAACGGAAUCAAAAAUUUUGAGAAGCCAACCCAAUACUAACAGAUGCCCAAUAAAAAACCGACAGAUAUUUGCUAAUGAAAUAUUUUGUUGGUAAAAUCGGCGGCAAAAGUGCCCGCGCCAAACUGCCAACAGAAAUGCUAAUGAAUUGCCAUCAAAUUUUUGUUUACGAACUAGUAAUAGAAUAACAACUAAUUUGUAACGAAAUGCCAACGCUAUACCAAUGGAAACUACAAAAUAGUUUCCGUCACUAUUCUGUCACUAAUUCGUUAUAAAUGCAGAUCGGUUAAAAGUUAUAUCCGUUGCUAGUCUGUUGGUAAAUGUAAUAACUGCAUUUAUUACGAGCGACCUACCUUCUCAACCUACCUUCACGAACAAAAUUUCAAAGCUACUUUCCAUCCAUUUCUUCUUCUCAUCUGAUAAAAACAUUCAAGAGCUCCUUUUCUCAAACAUUCUAACAUAUAUCGAAGGCCGAUUUAUUUGCAAUAUAUUAAGGUUACUUAUAAGAAGUCCAACAUGAACAAUGAUCGAGUUUGGAUGUAUCAAAGGAAGGAUAGUCGAGGACAUUUAACUCGAGAUUUUAUAAAUGGGUUGGAAAAUUUUAUGCGAUAUGUUAUAUCUCGAGAAGAGUCCAUGAAUGGGACAAAUGUUCAGUGUCCAUGUUUCAAGUGUGAGAAUCGCAAAUUCUGGAAUGCAGAGACGGUGAAACUGCACUUAAUGAAGAAAGGGUUUGUAAGAGAUUAUUAUGUGUGGGAUCGACAUGGAGAGCCAUAUGUUGCUAGACAAAGUGGAGAACAAUCAUCCACAUAUUACUCCAAUUCCCAAGGUGGAAGAGAUGAUGACAACCUAAUGUACAAUAUGGUGAUGGAUGCUGCUGGUCCGAGUUUUGAUCCGGAGAUUCCAAAUGCAGAGGCACAAAAGUUAUAUGAUAUUCUAAAGUCAUCUGAGAGAGAAUUAUAUGAAGGUUGUGAAACAUCUCAGUUGUCUGCCAUGGCGCAGAUGUUGUGUUUGAAAUCUGAUCAUCAUUGGUCAGAGACAUGUUAUGAUCAGACGUCACAGUUCUUCAAAAGCAUCUUGCCUGAAGAUAACACGUUUCUUGAUAGCUUUUAUAGUACGAAGAAGUACAUGGAAGAACUGGGGCUUCCUUCCGAGCAGAUUGAUUGUUGUGUUAAUGGAUGCAUGAUAUACUGGGGUGAAGACAUCAACAUGGAGUCUUGUAAAUUUUGUUCGCAUGCGAGAUACAAAACAAGACUUAACAAAGCCAAGAAGGAGAGAAAGAAAGUGCCUGUUAGAAGGAUGAUCUAUUUUCCAUUAGCACCGAGAUUGCAAAGGUUAUAUGCUUCGCCUACGACAGCAAAGCAUAUGAGAUGGCAUGCUGAACAUGAUGAAGAAGAAGGUGUGAUGCGUCAUUGUUCGGAUUCGCAGGAGUGGAAACAAUUUGAUAGAGCACAUCCCUCAUUUUCCUCAGAGACGAGAAAUGUUAGACUGGGACUUUCUGCUGAUGGGUUUCAACCAUUUGGUGCAACUGGUAAAUCAUAUUCUUCUUGGCCAAUUAUAGUAACUCCAUACAAUUUGCCUCCGUGGAUGUGCUCAAAAGAACAGUACUUAUUUCUGUCCGUACUUGUGCCCGGACCAAAAAAUCCAAAACAAAAGAUAGAUGUUUUUCUUCAACCAUUGAUUGCUGAGUUGAGAAUGUUAUGGGAAGUUGGUGUGGAGACUUGGGAUAAUUCUUUGAAACAAAAUUUUCGUAUGCGAGCUGCUUUGAUGUGGACUGUUAGUGACUUCCCUGCUUAUUCAAUGUUGUCUGGAUGGAAAACUGCUGGUCAUUUAGCUUGUCCCCAUUGUGCUCAUGAUCAUGAUGCAUAUAGCCUUUCACAUGGUGGAAAAACUACAUGGUUUGAUAAUCAUCGAAAGUUUUUACCGGCCAAUCAUCCAUUUCGAAAGAAUAAAAACUGGUUUACAAAGGGAAAGAUAGUCACUGAAUCUGCCCCACCAGUCCGAACAGGUGAAGAUGUGUUUCAAGAAAUAGAAUCACUUGGUUUGAUGAAAGUUACUGAAUUGGGAAGUGAAGAGCACAAUGCUAGAGUCAUUAAAACUUACAAUUGUGGAUGGAAAAAAAGAAGCAUCUUUUGGGAUUUACCAUAUUGGAGGACACUAUCAAUUAGACAUAAUCUUGAUGUUAUGCAUAUUGAGAAAAAUGUCUUUGAAAGUAUCUUCAACACUAUCAUGGCCAUUGAAGGUAAAACCAAAGAUAAUUCGAAGGCAAGAGAUGAUAUCGCAAUGAUUUGUCGAAGACCCGAGUUAGCAAUUGAUGAAUUGACACGAAAGUAUCCGAAAGCAUGUUAUAGUUUGGACAAGAAACAAAAACAAAAAACACUAUCAGCUCCCUUUUGCGUGUUGUAUUCUUUUAAUUUUAAGGAUUUCGGUCUAGUUCUAUUACUAUGGAUUACAAAAAAAAAUUGUUGGCGGGUGCAGGAAACAUUCCUGAAACUUUGUGAGCUGCAUGAGAAAGCUGGAGAGCCUGUUGAUAGAAACAAAAUAUUUCUUCAGGCAGCUGGUGGUGUUGACAAGAAAAAGAGGGUGUAUGGAGUUGGUUCAUCGCAAUCUCUCUUUUAUAAGCCAGAGAUUCCUUGUUGUCCAUCCUUUGGUGCCGAUGCAGAAAAUCAGAAGUUGCAUGAAGAACUAAAUGCGAUGAAGGAUAAGAUGAAAGCAAUGGAGGAUCAAAUAGCCAAAAUUAUGAAGGCUACUUCUGCCCAAGUAUUUCAGCCCCCAACUAUGGAUUCAGAUGGCGAGAAUAGCGAUUCAGAUGGCGAGAAUGUUGACGAGUAACCAAUUUUAAUGGUGAAUUUAGUAUAUAUUAAUUAUUUAGAAUGGUGAAUCUAUGUUCAUUGUAAGACACUAAUAUAGCAGUUGUGCUGCAAUGAGAACAUCAUUUAGCUAUGGUCAUAUUAGUAUUAGCUAGUUUAAAAGCCUAGUUAGUAAUUGAAGGCUCCUUUUGGAUAUAUGGUACUUGGAUGCCGUUAGUAUUUAUC
Daucus carota subsp. sativus is the source of this 3572-nucleotide messenger RNA. RefSeq lists its product as uncharacterized. The transcript has 2 exons. The record is from RefSeq and is a predicted model, not a curated record. Lineage: Eukaryota; Viridiplantae; Streptophyta; Magnoliopsida; Apiales; Apiaceae. Bases 1057 to 3369 code for a protein of 770 amino acids.